Messenger RNA from Zingiber officinale, 1592 nucleotides. RefSeq names its product S-adenosylmethionine synthase. Gene Ontology annotation, molecular function: methionine adenosyltransferase activity; ATP binding. The transcript is spliced from 2 exons. Lineage: Eukaryota; Viridiplantae; Streptophyta; Magnoliopsida; Zingiberales; Zingiberaceae. The record is from RefSeq and is a predicted model, not a curated record. Bases 149 to 1330 code for a protein of 393 amino acids. Gene Ontology annotation, cellular component: cytosol. Gene Ontology annotation, biological process: S-adenosylmethionine biosynthetic process.
AUAAAUAGUCGUCGGGGUUGGAGCACUGCGGAUGUGUGGAAAGGGUAAGCCGCUCCGUCGAAGCAGAUAGAAAGGCGGCGGCGAUUAGGCUUCGGGGAACUCUACCUCUCUGCCUGCGCGUCGUGUCUAUCCUUGAGCUCAAAUUAAGAUGGAGGAUACCUUCCUUUUCACCUCUGAAUCUGUCAACGAGGGACACCCUGACAAGCUCUGCGAUCAGAUUUCGGAUGCGGUUCUCGACGCUUGCCUCGAGCAGGAUCCUGACAGCAAGGUUGCAUGUGAGACCUGCUCGAAGACCAACAUGGUGAUGGUGUUCGGCGAGAUUACAACCAAGGGCAAAAUCGACUAUGAGAAGAUUGUCCGCGACACCUGCCGUUCAAUCGGGUUCACGUCUGAUGAUGUCGGCCUCGAUGCCGAUCACUGUAACGUGCUUAUGUACAUCGAGCAGCAGUCACCUGACAUCGCCCAGGGUGUUCACGGCCACUUCACUAAGCGCCCGGAGGAGAUUGGCGCUGGCGACCAGGGACACAUGUUUGGCUACGCGACUGACGAAACUCCUGAGCUGAUGCCCCUCAGCCAUGUCCUCGCAACCCAGUUGGGUGCUCGCCUCACUGAGGUCCGCAAGAACGGGACUUGUGCUUGGCUGAGGCCAGAUGGUAAGACCCAGGUGACCGUGGAGUAUCGCAAUGAUCACGGUGCCAUGGUUCCAGUCCGCGUCCACACAGUGCUCAUCUCCACCCAACAUGAUGAGACCGUGACCAACGAUGAAAUUGCUGCCGAUCUCAAGGAGCACGUUAUCAAGCCAGUCAUUCCUGAGAAGUAUCUCGAUGAGAAGACCAUCUUUCAUUUGAACCCCUCUGGCCGAUUUGUCAUCGGCGGGCCUCACGGUGACGCUGGACUCACUGGCCGCAAGAUCAUCAUCGACACUUAUGGAGGCUGGGGAGCACAUGGCGGCGGUGCCUUCUCAGGCAAGGACCCUACAAAGGUCGAUCGCAGCGGUGCCUACAUUGCAAGGCAGGCUGCGAAGAGCAUCGUGGCCAAUGGGCUCGCUCGACGUUGCAUAGUGCAGGUUUCUUAUGCCAUUGGCGUCCCUGAGCCCCUCUCUGUGUUUGUGGACACCUAUGGAACAGGGAAGAUUCCUGAUAAGGAGAUACUUCAGAUCGUGAAGGAGAAUUUUGACUUCAGGCCUGGCAUGAUCACCAUUAACCUUGACCUGAAAAGGGGUGGCCACAGGUUCCUCAAGACUGCGGCUUAUGGACAUUUUGGGAGGGACGACCCAGACUUCACCUGGGAGGUUGUCAAGCCGCUCAAGUGGGAUAAGCCAUCUGCGUAGGUUGGAACUUGCCCUAUCCCUGGUGCUAUCCUAUCUAUAAUCGCUCGGAGUGAAACUUAAUUAUCUUUUUCCAUUUGUCUUGUCCUUUUCUUUGCUUAACGCGUGGGUGCGUGCUUGUCCCUAGACAACGACUCCUGGUUUGGGCCCAGAAUUGCAGACAUACAUGUACACUAGCUGUCACUGGUUCAGUGGAAGAAAAAUAUCCUUGAUAUAAAAUCAAGUUUCCUUCAAUUAAAUAAUAUAUGGUAUGUAAAAUCUGUCA